CCAUCCAUACAUAAGUGUGGGUUGAGUGUCCAUCAGGUUUGUUUGGGUUUCAGUCGAAAUUGUUUGGGUUUUUAACCGUUUCAAUGGCGACCACAAAUGGCGAUCCAGGGUCGACUUCGUUGAACUCUAAUGAAGAAGAGAUGAAUAUAUUCUUGAAGGUCAUGAAAACAGUGGCCUUAAAGGUGAAUAGGUCAGAGAGAAUUAAAGAUAUUAAAGCUAAGUUUCAGGAAAAGGAAGGCAUUUCAGGAAAGAUUCAUGGUCUCUUCUUUAAUGGGAAUGAACUCAAGGACAGUCAAACACUGGUUGAUUAUGCUGUCCAGAGGGACUCAACCCUCCAUCUGUUUCUUCAAAGUUCAGUUGGAAUGAAUUUAUUUGUCAGGCUACCACCAAACCAGAGAACCAUAGUACUUGGAGCAGACAAACGGGAUUUGGUCCAAAACAUCAAGGCUAUGAUUCAGGAACAGGAGGGGAUUCCACAGAACUGCUUCACACUAAUCUAUUCUGGAAGAAAACUUGAAGAUGGCUGGACAUUGGCUGCUAACAAUGUUCAGAAUGAAGCAACCUUGCAAUUGGUUUUUAAUCCUAGAGAUACGAUUACAAUAUCUGUGAAAACACCAUCUGCAAAGACCCUGAGGCUUGAAGUGAAGAUGUUGUACACCAUCCAUGAUGUCAAAUUGAUAGUCGAGUGCAUGAGUGGCAUCCCUAUUUACCAACAGAAGCUUAUUUAUGCUGGACAGCACCUUGUAGAUGGCCAGACUUUGGCUCAUUAUAACAUCACUGAAGAGUCUGUAAUAGAGAUGUUACCUUCCUCAUUUCAGAUAUUUGUCAAGACAUGGAGUGGAAAGACCAUAACACUUGAAGUUGAGAGUUCUAAUACUGUCGGGGAUGUAAUGGCAAAGAUUAAUCAAAAGCUUGGAGUUUCAAAUGCUCUGCAGCGCCUUGAAUUUGCUGGAAGACGGCUUGAGGAGGGUGCAAGCCUGAGUAGCUAUGUGAUCCAGAAGGAUUCCACUCUAAAUCUUGUUUUAUCACCUGCAGGAACAGUAACAGGAACCCUGUUGCAUUGUUGGUAGAUCUCUUAAAUACUGUACGUGAAGUGAAGGCUAUGAUCCAAAACAGCAUGGGACUUGUACCAACUGAGCUCUUCUAUUAAUGGGAUUGAAAAUGAGAGAUUCACAUACUCUGGCAGAUUACUGUAUUCAGGACUCGUCAUUCGUCAACGCUAUUAUUUCUUUCUAAGCAGUCUUAGUGAGGAAUGAGGUUUCCUUCAGUCUCCUGUUGUCCUCUUUGGUUUCCAUUUUUUGGUUUCAGCAGAUGCAGGUUGUAGACCCACUCACUCCCUACUCCCAACAAAAGCUAGACUAUGUUUGUGGGCAUUUUGGUCAGCGACAUGUAUCACCAUCGGAGCUUGCAGCCUUUUGUUGAAAAGGUAUUUUGUCAAUAGCUAAUGUGUAGUUUGUAAAUUUCUGAAGUGUAUGUAGGAGGAAACCUGUACUGAAUGUGGUGGUUCGUAGACCUCCUUGACCAUAUUGCCUUCUGGCUAAGCUUCUCUUGUCUGUCUCGGCCGUGGCUUUAGAGAAAACACUGACCUGUGGUCUAUACUGGCCAAUGCAAUUUACUGUCAUGAUUUCGCUUGAA
Messenger RNA from Macadamia integrifolia, 1635 nucleotides. RefSeq names its product polyubiquitin-like. The transcript is spliced from 2 exons. Gene Ontology annotation, biological process: modification-dependent protein catabolic process; protein ubiquitination. Bases 84 to 1070 code for a protein of 328 amino acids. The record is from RefSeq and is a predicted model, not a curated record. Gene Ontology annotation, molecular function: protein tag activity; ubiquitin protein ligase binding. NCBI's taxonomy places the organism in Eukaryota, Viridiplantae, Streptophyta, Magnoliopsida, Proteales, Proteaceae. Gene Ontology annotation, cellular component: cytoplasm; nucleus.